AAAAUCGCUGAGUUUGUUGCUUUCAUUUGCCGCGGACGGAGCGUGUUCUCGUUGUGCUCCAGGUGUUACAAAGUUAUUUUUUUAAAAAUCGUUUCUUUUGGUGUUAUUUCCCUGAAUUUGUUUGUUAAUUAUCACUUCACAAGAUGUCGGACAAUCCAAGCUCGCCACCACCAAACACCCCCAGCGACAUUGACCGUCGCAACUUCCGGUCCGGGAUGACCUCUCCCGUGGGGGACUUUGAGCCGUUCGAGAACGAGGAGGAAAUCCUCGGCGACAUGACCAUCCGCGAGGACAAUUACGACGAGGAUGAGGAGGGUGAGGAACUGUUUGGUGACAACAUGGAGAAUGACUACCGGGCGAUGCCGGAACUGGACCAGUAUGACAUCGCCAAUCUGGACCAGGAAGAUUACAGCGACAUUUCGCAGACCGACCGGGCCGCGGCCGAAGCGGAAAUGCGACGUCGUGAUCGCGCCGCUGGAAUUCACCGUGACGAGCGGGAUCUGUUCUACGAGAAGAGCGACGACGAGGACGAUGUUCCGCGUGCGAAGCGACGUGCGGCGGAAAAGGCCGCGCAAGGGGGAGAGGUUGAAGAUGCGGAGAUGAUCGAGUCGAUCGAAAAUCUCGAAGACACCAAAGGGCAUAGCAUUAAGGAGUGGGUUUCGAUGCUGGGACCGCGCACGGAGAUUGCCAAUCGAUUCAACAGCUUUUUGAGAACGUUUGUCGAUGGCAAGGGCCAGUACGUUUAUCGGGACCGGAUCCGGAGGAUGUGCGAGCAGAACAAGUCCAGCUUUGUCGUUUCGUACACGGACUUGGCAAACAAUCAGCAUGUGCUGGCCUACUUCUUGCCGGAGGCACCGUUCCAGAUGCUUGAGAUUAUGGACAAGGUGGCGAAGGAGAUGGUGCUGAGCAUCUAUCCCACGUACGAACGUGUCACGAAUGAGGUGCACGUGCGCAUUUCCGACUUGCCGUUGGUGGAAGAGCUGCGAACCUUCCGUAAGCUUCAUCUGAAUCAGCUGGUCCGCACACUCGGUGUGGUAACGGCGACGACCGGAGUGUUGCCACAGUUGUCCGUCAUCAAGUACGACUGCGUCAAGUGCGGUUACGUCCUGGGUCCGUUCGUGCAGAGCCAGAACACCGAAGUCAAGCCCGGUUCAUGUCCGGAGUGUCAGAGCGGUGGACCGUUUUCGAUCAACAUGGAGCAGACUUUGUACAGGAACUACCAGAAAAUCACCCUGCAGGAAUCGCCGGGUCGAAUCCCAGCUGGACGAAUCCCGCGUAGCAAGGAUUGCAUUCUCCUGUCGGAUCUUUGCGAUCAGUGCAAGCCGGGAGAUGAAAUCGAAGUCACCGGAAUUUACACCAACAACUACGACGGGUCGCUCAACACCGAGCAAGGAUUCCCAGUCUUUGCGACCGUGCUGAUUGCCAACCAUAUGGUGGUCAAGGACAGCAAGCAAGUGGUCGCGUCCCUGACGGAUGAAGACAUUGCCACGAUUCAGAAGCUGAGCAAAGAUCCACGCAUCAGCGAGCGCAUCAUCCAAAGCAUGGCCCCGUCCAUCUUCGGUCACGAUUACAUCAAGCGCAGCUUGGCUCUGACACUGUUUGGCGGAGAAGCCAAAAACCACGGCGAAAAGCACAAGCUUCGUGGCGACAUCAACAUUCUGCUGUGCGGUGAUCCGGGCACGGCCAAGUCUCAGUUCCUCAAGUACUCGGAGAAGAUCGCCCCGCGUGCCGUUUUCACCACCGGUCAGGGCGCCUCCGCUGUCGGUCUUACGGCGUACGUUCGGCGCAACCCAGCGACCCGCGAAUGGACCUUGGAAGCAGGCGCACUGGUGCUUGCAGAUCAAGGCGUUUGUUUGAUUGAUGAGUUCGAUAAAAUGAACGACCAAGAUCGAACCUCAAUUCACGAAGCGAUGGAACAGCAGUCCAUUUCCAUCUCCAAGGCCGGUAUCAUCACUUCGCUGCAGGCUCGUUGCGCCGUCAUCGCCGCGGCCAAUCCCAUCGGUGGACGUUACGAUCCCAGCAUGACCUUCUCCGAGAACGUCAACCUGUCCGAGCCAAUUCUCUCUCGUUUCGACAUUCUGUGCGUCGUCAAGGACGAGUUCGACCCGAUGCAGGACCAACAUCUGGCGCGAUUCGUUGUCGGUUCGCACAUCAAGAACCACCCCACCAUGGAGGAAACCAUUCCGGAAUCUCAACCCACCGACAGCAUGCAGAUCCCGCAAGAUUUGCUCAAGAAGUACAUCGUCUACUCGAAGGAGAACGUUCACCCCAAACUGACCAACAUGGACCAGGACAAGAUCGCUAAAAUGUACUCGCAGCUGCGUCAAGAGUCCCUCUCGACCGGCUCCCUGCCCAUCACCGUGCGUCACAUCGAGAGCGUUAUCCGCAUGUCGGAAGCGCACGCCCGGAUGCAUCUGCGCGACACGGUCCAGGACGUGGACGUCAACAUGGCCAUCCGGAUGAUGCUGGAAAGCUUCAUCGAGGCGCAAAAGUUCAGCGUGAUGAAGAAGAUGCGAUCGACGUUCCAGAAGUACCUCUCCUUCCAGAAGGACCAUUCCGAGCUGCUGUUCUUCAUUCUGCGCCAGUUGACGCUCGACCAGUUGGCGUACCUGCGCUGCAAGGAAGGUCCCCGCGCCACCCACGUGGAGGUCAUGGAGAAGGAUCUGAUCGAGCGUGCCAAGGCGAUCGAUAUCCACAACAUGAAGCAGUUUUACGAGAGCGAACUGUUCAAGAAGAACGGCUUCUCGUACGAUGCCAAACGGAAGACGAUCCUGCAGAUUGUGCCGGAAGCGGCGGAGGCAUAAGGCGUCUUGAUCAGUAUUGCCCUAAGUUUGGUUUGUCUUUUCACCGUGUUGUACAACUUUUUUUUUUAUUAAAUAAGACUUUUCCAUAAAAUUA
This is a messenger RNA of Culex quinquefasciatus (southern house mosquito), 2898 nucleotides long. It is a transcript of the gene Mcm2, whose product is annotated as DNA replication licensing factor Mcm2. The transcript has 3 exons. The coding region runs from base 144 to 2804 and encodes 886 amino acids. Gene Ontology annotation, cellular component: nucleus; MCM complex. Lineage: Eukaryota; Metazoa; Arthropoda; Insecta; Diptera; Culicidae. Gene Ontology annotation, biological process: DNA replication; mitotic DNA replication initiation; double-strand break repair via break-induced replication. Gene Ontology annotation, molecular function: 3'-5' DNA helicase activity; single-stranded DNA helicase activity; ATP binding. The record is from RefSeq and is a predicted model, not a curated record.